GCACGGUAAUGACUCCGGAAGUGACGACUUAUAACCUUUCCAGAUCGAGGCCGGCAAGAUGGCGGCGGACACGCAGGGGCAGGUUUCAGACACACUGAAGAGAUUCGCUGUGAAAGUCACGUCGUCCAGCGUUAAAGAGCGCAAAGAAGUUCUUCAAGAACUGAAGGACUGUGUGAGAGGAAAGGAUCUUCCUGAGCCAGCCAUUAAAGGACUGUGCAAGCUCUUCUAUCUCACUCUGCACAGAUACAGGGAUGCUGCGUCUCGGCGAGCUUUGCUCUCGGUCAUCGAGGUGCUCGUCCAAUCGCAGCCUGAUGCCAUUGCGACCAACCUCCCUCCCGGUCUGCUGAGCUGUGGGGUGGUCAGCAGGGGCGUGAUGCCCGGGAAGAGCACGGCUUCAGGAGCCUGCUGCGCCCUGCCCUGGACCUGCUUGAUCGUUCAGACCGUCUUCCCCUCCGCAGACAGGAGAGAAGGUGCCAAAUGGAAGAAACUGGUUGAGGUUCAGAGUUUGCUGCUGGCGGAGGUGGUGGGCGGAGCCUCAGGGAACGCUCUCAAGUCAAUCAGCAAAUGCUUUAACAAGCUGUGGAAGGAGAACCCGGGCCUGGUGGAUCAGUACAUGAGCACUCUGCUGAGUUUGGAUCAGAGCUGUGUGUCUGUGCCGCUGCUGGGCUUGUGUGUGGAUUUCUGCACAGCGCACAAAGACAUCGCUACUAUCAACAAACACAAGGCGGCUCUCUUGGACCUGUAUGUGAAGACGGUUCUCAUGAGUAAGACCAGACCGCAUCAGCACAUCCUGGUUAAGAGCGGCUCGAUGCUUCGCCACAUGUCUCACACAGAGUUUAAAGAGCAGCUGCUGCCCACAUUACAGAAAGCUCUGCUGCGCAGCCCGGAGAACUCCAUGCCGACGAUCUCCUGCAUGCUGGCAUCUCUCACUCUUGAUCUGAGUCCGUACGCGCUGGACAUCGGGAAGGGCAUCUCCAGUCAGCUGAAGGCCAAUAACCCAGAGCUCAUGGAGCAGGCGGUGACGGCCCUCCAGAAUCUGGCCCAGCAGUGCAGCGACCCCAGCGCCGUCCAGGACCUCGUCAAACACCUCUUCGGCAUCCUCGGAGGCUCAGAGGGGAAGCUCACUGUUGUGGCCCAGAAGAUGAGCGUUCUGUCAGGAAUCGGAAGUUGCAGUCAUCAUGCCGUCUCUGGCUCUUCCUCUCAGUCUCUGAGCUCCAGCGUGGCUGUGAUGUUCAUUCCGUACCUGCAACAGGAAGUCCAUGAGGGGACGCUGGUGCAUGCGGUGUGUGUUUUAUCUCAGUGGACGAGCCGUUUGACGGUGAAUGUGACCUCAGAGUUGAGAGAAUGGUUUAAAAAAGCCUUCACCCUCAAGACCUCCACAUCCCUUGUGCGUCACGCGUAUCUCCAGGCCAUGAUCGGAGCUUUCAAAGGCGAUGCUCUCAAUCAGGCGGUGGACUUCCUGCCUCUCCUCAUCCAGACUGUGGAGAAAGCUGCUGCCCAGAAUACCCAGCAUGCUCUGCUGUCUGAAGGCGUGGCUGCCUCUGUGCUGCUCUGUCGGCUGUCAGUGCUGGACUCUGUGCCCGAAGCGAAGCUGGCGUCCUUCUGGAACCUGAUACUGGAUGAAAAGAAACCUCUGUUCACUACCGAGAAGUUCCUCUCUCAGGCCAGCGAAGAAGCUCUGUGCACCGUCCUGCUGCUGUGUGAAAGACUGUUCCUGGAUCAGCCACAAAGACUCAACAACAGCAAGUCUCAGAUGUACCAUCAGGCCACGGUGAUGGUGCUGCUGUCCCGUCUGUGGCGUGUGCGUAAGCGUGCUCAGCAGGCCGUGAAGAAACUCCUGUCCUCGCUGGGCGGCUCCAGUCUGGCCCACGGCCUUCUGGGAGAACUGCGUGUCGUCAUCAACAAACACAAGAUUCUGCCGUCAGAUGUCGUUUAUAUGGAGACGGGCGAGCUUACAGAGAUCGGCCGCUCUUAUGUCGCCCCGCGGAUCCUGCUGGACGCUCUGAGCGUGAUCUGCUCUGUGGCGGCCCAGUGGAACGACCCGGCAGAGACUGAGAAACUGGCCCUGGAUAUUCUCAUCGUUAUCCAUCAUCCGUCCAUCGUGGCCGUCAGGUCUGAGAUGUGGCCUUCUCUGCUCUCCACGAUGAAGCUGGACGCCGCUGAAUUCAUCGACAAACACCUGGAGAUGAUUCUGCCUCGCCUGCUAGAAGCCAACACAGACAAUCAGGCCGUUCAGAAUGCUGUCGGUUCUCUGUCGCUUCUGUCUCCCACCAGACUGCUGCCGUGUGUCAUGGAUCACGUGACCCAGCGCUUGUCCAAUCCGGCGCUGAGGCAGGUGACGCGUCAGGAGUAUGCCAUCAUGCAAACGCCGGAGGGAGAACUUUACGACAAGAGCAUCAUUAUGAGCGCUCAGCAGGAGAGCACAAAGAAAGGCAACAUGAAAAGAGAGAAUAAGGCGUAUUCCUUCAAAGAGCAGAUCAUUGAACUGGAGCUUCAAGAGGAGAUCAAGAAGAAGAAAGGCAUCAAAGAGGAGAUCCAGCUGACCAGCAAGCAGAAGGAGAUGAUGCAGAACCAGCUGGAGAAAGAGUCUGGCAUCCGCGAGCGUUUGCAGGAGCUGGACGUGGAGCUGCAGUGUGCGGUCAGUCUGCUGGAGGCGGCUCUGGCCCGUCGUCCUCCUCUGAUCUGGAUGCAUCUGCCUGGAGUCCUGCAGGCUGUUCUGCCCCUCCUUCAGUCUCCUCUGGCUGCUCCCCGCGUCAAACAGGUCUUCCUGCACAUUGGCAUCACUCUCAUGCCUAAAGAACUGCACUACCUGGCAGUUCUCGUGGGUCAUGUGACCUUGCGUCAGCUGAAGCCAGAGUGUGAUUUGGAUCCUGCCUGGGCUCAAGAAGAUCUGAACACAGCGACACAACGAACCAUCUCACUGCUGCACACAAACACGGCACCUCAGAGAGACGGCAAGACCGGAUCAGGUGCAUUUGUCCUGUCAGCGCCGGCGUUCUCCUUCUGUUUCCCGCUGCUGCAGGCGGUGUUGAGUCAGAGCAGCGGAUCCUCAGAGGAGAGCGAGCUCAUGAUGACCCGCGCGCUACAGGUCAUCAACACACACGCGCAGCUGCGGGCCAAAUCCAACGACACGCUUGCAGACAAGAACGGCCCAGAGCUGCUGCCCAGAGUCAGUAUGCUGCAGCUCUUGACCAAAGUGAUCGGCACGUCCACCCCUCGUCUUCAGGUGCUGGCAUCAGGCUGUCUGACGGCACUGUGUGCCAGCGCUGGAGGGCAGGAGGGAUGUGCGCUCGCCGAACAGCCUGAGAUUGACGCUCUGCUGGAGGCUUUACUGUCCUCGUGCUUCUCUGUCAGAGACGCUGCGCUCAGGGGUCUGCUGGAGAUGGAGUUGGCGUUACCCACUGAUGGUGCUGAUGCCAACGGUCUGAAGAUGCUGAGGAGACUGUGGGUGGCCAAAUUUGAUGUGGAGGAGGAGGGCAGAGCUCUGGCAGAGAACAUCUGUGGAAAUCUUGAGAGUGAUGUGAUUCCUGUGUGCAGGUGUGGCAUCGCUCUAGCACUCAACAAACUGGCUGAGUUCCUGGAUGAGAGUCAGGUGACGCCCCUCUUCCUGUUCUUUGUGCCGGAUGCUCUGAACGACAGACACACAGAGGUGCGGCGCUGCAUGCUGGACGCAGCGCUGUCUGCACUCAACACGCACGGCAAGGAUAACGUGAACUCGCUGCUGCCCGUGUUUGAGGAGUUUCUGAAGAAUGCGCCACAGGACGCCAGCUAUGACUCGGUGCGGCAGAGCGUGGUCAUCCUCAUGGGCUCGCUGGCCAAACAUCUGGACAAGAGCGACCCUAAAGUCAAACCCAUCGUGGCCAAGCUGAUCACGGCCCUCUCCACUCCCUCACAGCAGGUCCAGGAGUCGGUGGCCAGCUGUCUUUCUCCUCUGGUUCCUGCUAUAAAGGAGGACGCCGGUGGGAUGGUGCGGAAGCUCCUGCAGCUCCUGCUGGAGAGCGACAAAUACGCCGAGCGGAAGGGAGCUGCGUACGGACUGGCCGGGCUGGUCAAAGGCCUGGGAAUCCUGUCUCUCAAACAGCAGGAGAUCAUGACCACUCUGACAGACGCCAUCCAGGACAAGAAGAACUCCAGACGCAGAGAGGGUGCUCUGUUUGCGUUUGAGAUGCUGUGCAACAUGCUGGGGAAGUUGUUUGAGCCGUACGUGGUUCACGUCCUUCCUCACCUGCUGCUCUGUUUUGGUGAUGGGAACCAGUAUGUCAGAGAGGCAGCGGAUGACUGCGCUAAGGCUGUGAUGAGGAAUCUGAGCGCUCACGGCGUGAAGCUGGUGCUGCCGUCUCUGCUGAUGGCUCUGGAGGAGGAGUCCUGGAGAACCAAAGCAGGGUCGGUAGAGUUGUUGGGUGCGAUGGCGUACUGUGCUCCUAAGCAGCUGUCCUCGUGUCUGCCGAACAUCGUUCCCAAACUGACGGAGGUUUUGACCGACUCUCAUGUGAAGGUGCAGAAAGCCGGUCAGCAAGCGCUCAGACAGAUCGGCUCUGUCAUCCGCAACCCUGAGAUCCUGGCGAUCACCCCCAUCCUGCUGGACGCUUUGACCGACCCGUCUCAUAAGACGCAGCACUGCCUGCAAACGCUGCUGGACACAAAGUUUGUACACUUCAUCGACGCUCCGUCUCUGGCUCUGAUCAUGCCCAUCGUCCAGAGAGCAUUUCAGGACCGUUCCACCGACACACGCAAGAUGGCCGCGCAGAUCAUCGGAAACAUGUACUCACUCACUGAUCAGAAGGAUCUGUCUCCGUAUCUGCCCAGCGUGGUUCCAGGACUCAAAGCGUCUCUGUUGGACCCUGUGCCCGAGGUGCGGACCGUGUCGGCUAAGGCUCUGGGUGCUAUGGUGAAGGGAAUGGGCGAGUCCUGCUUCGACGAUCUGCUGCCGUGGCUCAUGGAGACGCUGGCAUCGGAGCAGAGCUCUGUGGACCGAUCCGGCGCCGCUCAAGGUCUGGCUGAGGUGAUGGCAGCGUUAGGUGUGGAGAAGCUGGAUAAACUGAUGCCAGACGUGGUUCAGACGGCCAGUAAGGUGGACAUUGCCUCUCACGUCAGAGACGGAUACAUCAUGAUGUUCAUCUACCUCCCUCUGACCUUUGGAGAAAAAUUCACCCCGUAUGUGGGUCCCAUCCUUCCCUGCAUCCUCAAGGCUCUGGCCGAUGAGAACGAGUACGUGCGAGACACGGCCCUGCGCGCCGGCCAGCGCAUCAUUAGCAUGUACGCCGAGACGGCCAUCGCUCUACUGCUGCCAGAGCUGGAGCAGGGCCUGUUUGACAACCUCUGGAGGAUCAGAUUCAGCUCGGUGCAGUUGCUAGGCGACCUGCUGUUCCAUAUCUCCGGGGUAACGGGAAAGAUGACAACAGAGACGGCAUCAGAGGAUGACAAUUUUGGCACGGCCCAGUCGAAUAAGGCCAUCAUUGGAGCGCUGGGUGCAGAGAGACGCAACCGUGUGCUUUCUGGGCUCUACAUGGGCCGCUCAGACAUACAGCUGGUGGUCAGACAGGCGUCUCUUCACGUGUGGAAGAUCGUGGUGUCGAACACGCCGCGAACGCUACGAGAAAUCCUGCCCACCCUCUUCACGCUGCUGCUGGGCUUCCUGGCCUCCACCUGCCCAGACAAGAGAACGAUCGCCGCUCGUACUUUAGGUGACCUGGUGAAGAAACUGGGUGAGAAGAUCCUGCCUGAAAUCAUUCCCAUCCUGGAGGAGGGUCUGCGCUCGGAUAAGAGCGACGAGAGGCAGGGCGUGUGUAUCGGCCUCAGCGAGAUCAUGAAGUCCACCAGCAAAGAAGCAGUUCUGGUGUUCUCCGAGUCUCUGGUUCCCACCGUGCGUAAGGCCCUGUGUGAUCCUCUGGAAGAGGUUCGUGAAGCGGCUGCCAAAACCUUCGAGCAGCUCCACGCCACCAUCGGUCACCAGGCCCUCGACGACAUCCUGCCUAUGCUGCUCAAACAACUGGAUGAUGACGAGACGUCAGAGUUUGCGUUGGAUGGAUUGAAGCAGGUGAUGGCUGUGAAGAGUCGAUCUGUCCUGCCUUACCUGGUGCCCAAGCUGACGGCUCCUCCUGUAAACACACGUGUCCUCGCCUUCCUGUCUGCGGUGGCAGGAGACGCUCUGACGCGACACCUCGGGGUGAUUUUACCCGCGCUGCUCUCCUCUCUCAAAGACAAGCUGGGCUCAGAGGAGUGCCUGCAGGAGCUGAGCAACUGUCAGACUGUAAUCCUCUCGGUGGAGGAUGAAGUGGGCCAGAGAAUCAUCAUUGAGGAUCUGCUGGAGGCCACGCGAGGAGCAGACGCUGGGCUGAGACAGGCAUCUGUCACCAUCCUCCACGGGUACUUCUCCCGAACACGGCUGGACUACAGCGCUCACACGCGCAGGCUGCUGUCUGGCCUCAUGCGGCUCAUGAACGACCCCAACCCUGAGGUGCUCAACCAGAGCUGGGACACCAUCAACUCCAUCACAAAGAAACUGGAUGCUGGCAGUCAGCUGUCCCUUAUUGAUGACCUGCACAGGGACAUCCGCUCUGCUGCCGCUGAGGUCAAAGGUCAACACUUACCUGGCUUCUGUCUGCCCAAGAAGGUGGGCAUCGCUCUGAACCCCGUCCUGCCGCAGCUCCAGACCACCUUCCUGAAGGCCCUCCAGGACUCCAGCCGGGCCGUGAGGCUGCGGGCGGCAGAGUCUCUGGGUCAGCUGGUCUCCAUACACUCUAAAGUAGAUCCACUGUUCACUGAACAACUGUCGGCCAUACGCAACGCAGAGGACUCUGGAGUCAGGGAGACGAUGUUACAGGCCCUGCGCUUCGUCAUCCAGGGUGCAGGGGCAAAGGUCGACGCCUCCAUCAGGAAGAACAUCACCAUCACACUGCUGGGCAUGCUGGGACAUGAUGAGGAUGCCACAAGAAUGGCCUCAGCAGGCUGUGUUGGCGAGCUGUGUGCCUUCCUGUCAGAAGAGGAGCUCAAGAGUGUGUUACAGCAGCAUGUCCUCGCGGAUGUGUCUGGUGUGGACUGGAUGGUGCGUCACGGCCGUAGUUUGGCUCUGGCUAUCGCAGUGAAGUCCGCUCCUGAUCAAUUGUGUUCGGAGGAGUACAGCUCGUCUGUGCUGGAGGCCGUCUUAUCUAGUGCCACCGCAGACAGAAUCCCCAUCGCCUGCAGCGGCAUCAGAGGCAUGGGUUACCUGAUGAGACACCAGCUCCACACAGGAGGACCGGAGAGCAUCUCGCCCCGCGUCAUCACACAGUUCGUCAAGUGUCUGCAGAACCAGUCGAGUGACAUUCGUCUGGUGACGGAGCGUGUGCUUUGGUGGGUGUGUAAGGAGGCGGAGACUCCCGCGCUGGAGCCCAAUCUGGUCAAACCGGUCAUCAAAGCCCUGCUGGACAACACCAAGGACAAGAACACCAGUGUCCGAGCGCAGAGCGAGCACACGCUCGUCAGCCUGCUGCAGCUGCGCCGGGGAGAAGACGGCAUGCAGAGCGUCAGUGCGAUCCUGGACUCGGCCAGUAACGAGCUGCUGUCAGAAUGUUACCGCAGAUCCUUGAAGAAGAUCUCCAGCCUUCCCGAUUCUAACGAAGAGAUCGAUGACACCAUCCUGACAUGAUGGACAGCCUCAGCUGCUCUGAAUCCAGUGCUGUAGCCGCUGAUGUUCUCCGAGAUCCUGCAUCAGUCAGCCACACACACACACUCUCCUCACGCUAGCUUUGACUCUUCAUGUCAUGUACAUCACAAGGAAAGCCUGGGAAAGUAUAUAUUGUGCUGAGCCCCUGAAAUCAUCUAAAAUCUGCAUUUUCCUCAAUUGGCUAUUAAUUUGUAAAUGUAUAUUUUUCGUUUGGUUUUCUUCUGAAAGAUGAAGUAUUAAUUUGUGCCAAUUCUUUUCCAACACUGAUGUUCUGCUGCCCUUUUAUAUUUCGUUUGGAUGGUGAGCAGUUUCUCGCUGUUGUGAUUGAUUUCUCUCUGUGUGUGAGAGAGACACGUGAGCCAUUAACAACCCAAAGGAUGUGAUGCUGAUUUUUCCAGUUAGCACUGUGUCCACUAAUAAUGGUUGUAUGAAUAAAUAGAAAAUGAAAACUUUGAUUUAAUAAACGGUUUGACUUAAAGAAAUUACAUUUGUUUGUUUCG
This is a messenger RNA of Sinocyclocheilus grahami, 8145 nucleotides long. RefSeq names its product eIF-2-alpha kinase activator GCN1-like. Lineage: Eukaryota; Metazoa; Chordata; Actinopteri; Cypriniformes; Cyprinidae. Gene Ontology annotation, molecular function: protein kinase regulator activity. The record is from RefSeq and is a predicted model, not a curated record. Gene Ontology annotation, cellular component: cytosol. Gene Ontology annotation, biological process: regulation of translation; cellular response to amino acid starvation. The coding region runs from base 59 to 7627 and encodes 2522 amino acids. The transcript has 56 exons.